Messenger RNA from Pestalotiopsis fici W106-1, 1371 nucleotides. RefSeq lists its product as uncharacterized. Gene Ontology annotation, cellular component: mitochondrion. NCBI's taxonomy places the organism in Eukaryota, Fungi, Ascomycota, Sordariomycetes, Amphisphaeriales, Sporocadaceae. The record is from RefSeq and is a predicted model, not a curated record. The coding region runs from base 1 to 1371 and encodes 456 amino acids. Gene Ontology annotation, molecular function: ATP binding; tRNA dimethylallyltransferase activity. Gene Ontology annotation, biological process: tRNA modification. The transcript has 2 exons.
AUGUCUUCAAAUCGCCAAAGUCCAAAGGAGCCCCUUGUGGCGAUCAUGGGCACCACCGGCACGGGAAAGUCAGAUCUCGCGGUAGACUUGGCCGUCAGGUUCAAUGGAGAGAUCAUCAAUGCAGAUGCUAUGCAGAUGUACAGGGGUCUACCAAUCAUCACCAACCAAAUUUCUGAUGAAGAGCAACGCGGCAUUCCGCACCACCUGCUAGCCAUGGUCGAUGUUGAUGAGCCAACCUGGACAGUCAGCGUUUUUGUCAGGGAAGCCAGCAAGCUUAUCCGUGAGAUUCGCAGUAGGGGCAAGUUGCCCAUCGUUGUAGGCGGGACGCACUACUAUAUCAGCUCUCUUCUUUUUGGCAACAGUCUUGUAGACUCACCAGAUGAGAACGAUGAAUCAACAUUCACAGCACAGUUGGAAAUCGAGAAAAUGCAUCCGAUCCUUGCGGGCCCGACAGAGAACAUGCUUGAAAAGCUCAAGGAAGUUGACCCAGUCAUGGGCGCCCGGUGGCAUCCCGAGGACAGGCGCAAAAUCAAGCGAUCCUUGGAGAUCUUUCUGACCACCGGGAAAAGAGCCUCAGACAUAUAUCAAGAGCAACAGAGAGCAAAGGGAGCUGCAGAUUCCGAGAAUACAUCCUGGGAUGCCCUGAUGUUCUGGGUCUAUGCAAACCCAGACAUUCUCAAAGAACGCUUAGAAAAGCGAGUGGACAAGAUGGAGCAGAAUGGCUUGAUAGGUGAAGUGAGAACGCUUCAUGAACACCUUCGUAUGAAAACUGCUGCAGGAGUUGAAGUUGACCGCACCCGUGGUAUCUGGCAAUCUAUUGGUUUCAAGCAAUUCGAGUCAUUCCUUUUGGCUGAGGACAAUGGCGAGGACAUAAAUACCUUGGAUAAGCUAAAAGUUGAAAACAUGGAGUUGACCAAGAUUGCAACACGCCAGUACGCAAGGUAUCAACUCAGAUGGCUUCGCCUCAAGACCAUUCCCGAGCUAAAACACCAUGGUGCGCUCGACUACCUGUAUCUGCUGGACAGCUCACUGGCAUCAGAUUUCGCCCCCAAUGUAUUGAUACCCGCCUCGAAUAUCAUGGAAGCGUAUCUUGACGGGUGUGCACUUCCAAAGCCUGCAUCCGUCUCUAAAACCGCCAAAGAAGUUCUUUCCACAUAUGCUGCUCAAGAUACAUCAAACAAGCCAAAGGCCGAAGCAAGGCUUUGUGAGGUCUGCAACAUGACACUUCAGACAGAAGAUCAAUGGAACAAGCAUGUCAACGGCCAACGCCACCGUCGUGGCUUGAAGCACAAAAGUCGCACGGCUCUCAUGGCCACCCAUCAGGCAAAAGCUGCUCAAGCUGAAGACACUGAGACUGCCAUUGAGAGCUGA